Molecule: messenger RNA, 2263 nt
Organism: Panicum virgatum (switchgrass)
Lineage: Eukaryota; Viridiplantae; Streptophyta; Magnoliopsida; Poales; Poaceae
Product: chloroplast envelope membrane protein-like
Exons: 9
Coding region: 25-1752 (575 amino acids)
Cellular component (GO): membrane
Source: RefSeq, a predicted model, not a curated record
AGCUUCGUCUGGGUCGUCCAUCCAAUGAUCCAAAUAUCCAUUCAUCCCAAACUUCUCACUCCUAUCCAUCCACUCCACUCCGGCGUCGUCCCUUCGCCGCCGUCCAAAACAGAGAGCGAGUGCUCUGUGCUCCUCACCAUCGCCACCUUCUCUCUCCUCCCCGGCUCCCUCGGAUUUCUUCGCUACCCAAAAGGCAAGAAUGUUGUCAUGCUCGAGCUCGGCUCAUUGACAGCCGCCCUCCCCCGCUCAAGGCUCAGCAGCUCAGGGCCUCAGGUUCAUCUCUUCUCUUACUUUUCCCUUUCUCUCGAAGAGAAACUCUCUCCCGGUCUCCUCCCUUGCUCGACAUCUUCCUUCCCUGGCGGCGACGACUGGGCGAGCGGCGGCCCAACCCUUUGCCGGCGACGAGCGCAUCCUCCAGGUGCAUUUGCCCUUGUGUUCCAAGUACCACUGGGGCUAGGAACAUGUGAUCGCCGUUUCAUGACCUUCAUGAGCUGUUGUGCGGUCAGCUUUAACAGCAUUGCACUCCGGCUUCUUGUCGAGGAUAUGAUCCAGCGCCAGGGUACCUGUGCAUGUAAGAUGUUCACCCUUGGUUCCCACAGGAAGAGGGUGAGGCACCCGGUGGUCUUCGCGAAGAAGAGGCGGCGGCCCAAGAAGUGGGAAAGUCCAUGGUGGAAGCCAUUUUUCUCAGAUUGGAAUGAUGAUGAGGAGAAUUUGGCUGGCUUGAAGGAGGAUGACGAAUCGUUUGAGGAGAUUGGCAGUGACCAAGAGCUGUCGGAGAAUGAGAAGUUUGAGACAUGGAGGAGGAAAGCUGAGGCUAUUGUUGAGCUGCGGGAAGCCCAGCAGGAUGCUAUGAAUGCUGAGGAACGGUCGUGGGAGGAUUGGAUCAGUGGGGGCAGCACGUCAGGGGGAGGAGACUGGGGCGGGGAUGUGAGCGUGUUGGACCAGAUAACUGAUGAUCCUGCAGAGAUACUGAGGGAUAAGAGCGCCAUUGAAGUUUUCGGAGAUUCCAUUGAUGAAGAUUAUGAUGACAUGUUGCUUGAAGAUCGAGUUUUUAUGUAUGCCUCAACAAAUUCGGCCAAAUUUCUGGCGCUACUGAUUGUGGUUCCGUGGGUGAUAGAUUUUCUAGUCCAUGACUAUGUUAUGAUGCCCUUUUUGGAGAGAUAUGUCCAGAAGGUACCGCUUGCUGCUGAGUUACUUGAUGUAAGACGCAGCCAAAAGCUCCAGAUGGUUAAAGACCUAAAUAUUGAGAAGGCAAGAUACCGUUUUGAAGUAGAGAUUGGUAAAUCUCCUCCACUUUCUGAUGAGGAGGUCUGGUCAGAGCUGCGGGAAAAAGCGUUAGAGUUGAGAGAUGAAUGGAGAUUAGAAAACCGGAAUGCUUUUGCAAAUAUAUGGUCUGAUAUGGUUUAUGGGAUUGUGCUAUUCCUUCUUAUCUGCUUCAACCCGAGCAAAGUUGCGAUGCUGAAGUUCACAGGAUAUAAGUUGCUAAAUAACAUUUCAGACAGUGGGAAGGCCUUUCUUAUUAUUCUAGUAUCAGACAUCCUUCUAGGGUACCAUUCAGAGCCAGGUUGGCAUACGAUGGUAGAGGUUAUUCUGGAGCACUAUGGGCUUGAAGCUGAUCAAGCUGCAGUCACAUUUUUUGUUUGUUUGGUUCCUGUUGCUUUCGACGUGUUAAUAAAGUUUUGGGUAUACAAAUACCUUCCGAGAUUAUCACCCAGUGUGGGCAACAUUUUGGAUGAAAUAACGCGGCACUAGAGAAUUUCUUUUUUGAUUGUUUUCAUUGGGAAAUCGCUUGGAAAAUUGUCACCUUCGAGGUAAGAGUAGAUGAAUAUUCUAUUGGAUUAACAUUCCAAAUUUUGAGUUCUAUAAAGGACCUCUUUGUCUGAACGGCCUCAUAGAACGCCUGCCUGAUCAUCAAUCGGGCAUGUCCAGGAAUUGGCGAAGCUAGCAAUAUAUCUCCGGCUGAACAUAAAGAUUCUGCACCAGAUCCCCUACAGGAAAAUUCAGAUUAUUUUGACCUUGAUAUUUAUCAGUGGCAAUCGGUUUUGCCUUGGAAAUUCUCACAAGCGGAGCCAUGCUUUAGUUCAGUUUCUUCUGUGCAAAUCCUGAAGAAAGUAUAGCAUACAUUGUGGUGAAUUCAAUAUGCCUCUUGAUUUUUUUCGAAUACUUGCUUGAAUUAAUGGCCUGAGUCUAUCAAGUGUUGUAUACAGCUUCACGUCUUGGAAAUUAAAACUUGCAAGUCUUUGAAAAUUUCAUAUUUCAAUCA